AUGCCACCACCCAAAAUAGACAAAAGUUUCUCCUUCACCCUUUUACCAAAGCUAAGUCCCGAUGACAAUGCAUGGGAUUUUGACGUACCAAAUCUCCCGUCGGCUUCUCUUCUGAAGGAUGCGGGUUACAUCAAAGCCAUCAGCAUCCGCACCGACCUCAAAGACUGCAAACACUCGAUGGUAUUGACUCUCCAAGCCAACAGCCCGAACCGAGCCACUGCCCAACACUCGCCCGAUAUUCUGCUUCUCUUUUUGCUAGAGUCAAUUAAGUCACUCAUCGUCGGCCCUGCAUCAAAAGAACAACUUCCAGCGCCGGACCUUCAGCCGCGAACGCGACAAGAAGUUUCCGACUACAGUAUCAGAUGUCUACGUGCCGGAAUUACAGUUAAUGGCGUUCACUACAAUUUCUAUGGCCAUAUCAACAGUCAACUCAAAUCCCGAUCAUGUUUUCUUCUCGCAGCGACAAAAGAAGAAAUCUCACUGCAGAUUGAGUCGCUGGAGGAUUUUACCAAGAUGAAAACUGUCGGAAAGAAAGCCAAAUGCAUCGGCCUGCUUUUCUCAUCUGCCAAAACUGCCAUGACCACCAAUCCCGACCGGUGCGAAGAUAUUCCAGAUGUUGAAACAGUCGACUACAUUUUUACGAUGGGUGUGGCUUGA
Messenger RNA from Fusarium pseudograminearum CS3096, 657 nucleotides. RefSeq lists its product as uncharacterized. Bases 1 to 657 code for a protein of 218 amino acids. Gene Ontology annotation, biological process: siRNA processing. Gene Ontology annotation, cellular component: nuclear RNA-directed RNA polymerase complex. The transcript has a single exon. NCBI's taxonomy places the organism in Eukaryota, Fungi, Ascomycota, Sordariomycetes, Hypocreales, Nectriaceae. Gene Ontology annotation, molecular function: RNA-directed RNA polymerase activity. The record is from RefSeq and is a predicted model, not a curated record.